Molecule: messenger RNA, 810 nt
Organism: Debaryomyces fabryi
Lineage: Eukaryota; Fungi; Ascomycota; Pichiomycetes; Serinales; Debaryomycetaceae
Exons: 1
Coding region: 1-810 (269 amino acids)
Biological process (GO): rRNA processing
Cellular component (GO): preribosome, small subunit precursor; nucleus; preribosome, large subunit precursor
Source: RefSeq, a predicted model, not a curated record
AUGUCUCAAACAUCUGGUUUCGUAAAGAAGUUGGCAGCUAAUGAUCGUAAAGUAAGAGAUGCUGCUUUUGAAUCGUUAAGGAAAUAUUUAUCAUCUCGUUCCUCUUCCAAAUUGACUUUGUUAGAAAUGGAGAAACUAUGGAAAGGAUUAUACUAUUCGAUGUGGUUAUGUGACAGGCCUAGACCACAAGAGAGAUUAGCUGAAAGCUUAGCACAAUUAUAUUCAGAAGUGAUUCCCGUUGCAGCUUUCAGUGAUUUCACAGAGGCCUUCUGGGUGAUCAUGAUAAGAGAAUGGCCAAAUAUCGAUCAAUGGAGAGUAGACAAAUUCUACUUACUCAUAAGAAGAGUGUUGAGACAUAAUUUUAAACGCUUGAAGAAUGAGAAAUGGUCAUCAAAGCUCGUAGAUUCAUUUUUGUCUAUUUAUGAAAAACAUCCAUUGAGCGGUGAUAAAUCAGUAAGUGUUGCAUUACCAUACCACAUUUGUGAUAUUUAUCUUGAUGAAUUAGAGUUAGUGAUAUUUGAAGAAUUGAAGGACAAACAACAGGCAUUGGACGAACAAGAAAAGAAAGAUAUGACAAAAUACCAAGAGUUAGUCAAACAAAAGAUAGAAAUUGCUUCUGAGAUUCCUAUUCAAAAAUUGAUAGCUCCAUUUCAAAAAUUAAAUAAGGAUUGUCCUUUAAAAACUUUGAGAGAGAAGUGUAAAGAAGAAGUUUUGGAUGAUGAGAGAUUAAAGGAUUGGGGUGUUUUUGAAAGCGAGGAUAGCGAUAGUGAAGAGGAGGAAGAUGAUGAUGAUUGGGAAGGAUUUAAUUAG